CCAAUCACCGCACUCCCGAUCCACGUGGGGGGAGGGCGGUCUGGCGUCACGUGACCACACCACUCUCCCACGUGGGAGCGGGCAGGCUCCAUUCUUUGUGCUGCGAGGGGCUCCCUGGCUUCGCUGGGAGGCAAGGCAGUAAACACUGCUGCUUCGGUGCUCCGGGCGCCUGAGGGCUUUCGUCACAGGGAUGCCAAAGCGUGGGAAGAGAGCGGCGGCAGAAGACGGGGAAGAACCCAAGUCGGAGCCAGAGACCAAGAAGAGUAAAGGGGCAGCAAAGAAAAACGAGAAAGAGGCCGCAGGGGAGGGCCCUGUUCUGUAUGAGGACCCUCCAGAUCAGAAAACCUCACCCAGUGGCAAAUCUGCCACACUCAAGAUAUGCUCCUGGAAUGUGGAUGGGCUUCGAGCCUGGAUUAAGAAGAAAGGUUUAGAUUGGGUAAAGGAAGAAGCACCAGAUAUCUUGUGCCUCCAAGAAACCAAAUGCUCAGAGAACAAACUCCCGGCUGAACUUCAAGACCUGCCUGGACUCACCCACCAGUACUGGUCAGCUCCAUCAGACAAAGAAGGAUACAGUGGUGUGGGCUUGCUUUCCCGCCAGUGCCCACUCAAAGUCUCUUAUGGCAUUGGCGAGGAAGAGCACGAUCAAGAAGGCCGGGUGAUUGUGGCUGAAUUUGACUCCUUUGUCCUGGUAACAGCCUACGUUCCAAAUGCAGGCCGAGGUCUGGUGAGACUGGAGUACCGACAGCGCUGGGAUGAAGCCUUUCGUAAGUUUCUGAAGGACUUGGCUUCCCGAAAGCCUCUUGUGCUGUGUGGGGAUCUCAAUGUGGCCCAUGAAGAGAUCGACCUUCGGAACCCCAAAGGGAACAAAAAGAACGCCGGCUUCACCCCCCAGGAGCGCCAGGGCUUUGGGGAGUUGCUCCAGGAUGUGCCGCUGGCUGACAGCUUCCGGCACCUCUACCCCAACACCGCCUAUGCUUACACUUUCUGGACUUACAUGAUGAACGCUCGGGCUAAGAAUGUCGGUUGGCGCCUUGACUACUUUCUGGUGUCGCACUCCCUUCUACCUGCAUUGUGUGACAGCAAGAUCCGCUCCAAGGCUCUUGGCAGUGACCACUGUCCCAUCACCCUUUACCUAGCGCUGUGACACCCCUGCUGAAGUAACUACGCUUGGGAAGUAGCCGCCUCUCCCCCAGUAAACUUACUAGCUUUCUAGUAAAGGCCAAUGUAUUUCUUACCUCUUCUUUAGGUGUCCUUUAGGCCCAGGUUUUGGUUUUUGUAUGUGCCCCCCUGUUUUAAUUGUUAAACUAAACUUCUGGUUUACUAUCAACCAUCCAACUAAAAAUAAAAAGGCCCUACUUUCAACUUUG
Messenger RNA from Peromyscus maniculatus bairdii (prairie deer mouse), 1367 nucleotides. It is a transcript of the gene Apex1, whose product is annotated as apurinic/apyrimidinic endodeoxyribonuclease 1. The record is from RefSeq and is a predicted model, not a curated record. Gene Ontology annotation, biological process: base-excision repair. Gene Ontology annotation, molecular function: phosphoric diester hydrolase activity; endonuclease activity; DNA-(apurinic or apyrimidinic site) endonuclease activity. Lineage: Eukaryota; Metazoa; Chordata; Mammalia; Rodentia; Cricetidae. Gene Ontology annotation, cellular component: nucleus.